UUCUUGUAUCGUCCAUUAAGUAUUUAUAUCAUGAUUCUUUCUGCCCAAAUGAAUACCUUGGGCUGCAUAAACGUGUUGUACAAAGGCUCAGUAAUUGACAUAUUAUUAAAACCCCAACACCCUUGCGAUAGGCCAUGCGAUGAUGAACCUAUGGAAUGUCAUUACGAUUUUCAAGUAACAUUCUCGAGAUCCAUGUUAAAACCUCAAUGCGGAAAUUGUCCGGAAAUACUUGGUGACUGCUAUUUGCCGGGGUGCAUCCCGGUAGAUGGGAAUUCCAGAUCUAUUUUCUUAGUGAAUGAAAUGUUGCCAGGGCCAGAUAUUCGAGUAUGCGAGAACGACAUAGUGAUAGUAAACGUGACCAACAACCUAUUGAGCGGGGAAUCUUUAGCCAUUCAUUGGCAUGGUUUACACCACAAAAAAACGCCUUUCAUGGAUGGUGUGCCAUUUAUUACCCAGUGCUUAAUAAAUCACGGAACAACUUUCCGUUACAAAUUCAUAGCUCAUCCGCCCGGCACUAGAUUCUGGCAUGCCCAUGUGUCUUUUUUGAGAGAUAACGGUGUGGCUGGAUCUUUUGUAAUUCGCACAAAGCAUUACAGCUCGGAUCCUAAUCAUGUCCCACACCAACACGAUUUGAACAAGGUGGCCUUCAUACAGGAUUGGUCUCCGAGAUUCAGGGCAGCGCUUUUCUUACCUGACACAGAGGGCACACCUCCUCAAAGUAUCCUAGUCAAUGGUAGAAGCGGAGAUUUUGAUCAUUCUCCACCUGCUUACUUCUUAUAUAAACCGGUUGGUCAAAAACUGUAUUUGAGAUUGGUGAGCAACGGAUUCCUUUUUUGUCCCAUCUCUCUCAGUAUCCGUAAUCAUAAACUAAAAGUAGUUCAAGCCGAUGGAUUUCCUAUCAGUUCAGUAGUGGUCGACAAGCUGUAUUUAUUUGCAGCCGAAACGUAUGACGUAUUGAUAGAACCUAUUGAUCGUAGCGAGAUAUCAAAUGUUUGGGACUAUGAGUACCUGGCUUUUGAAAUGAACUGGGAAGGUGAUGGAGAGUGUUAUAUCGAAAAAGGUGCCACUUAUAGGGCUAGAGCAAAAUCGUACCUUGUAUAUACUCUAUCACAGAAGGUGAUCCUCUCGGGGCUGAUGAAUUGCAUCAAAGAGGCGGCCGUUAAGGCUCUAGAUGAUGGUUUCACAUCUUAUCUCGCUGAUUUAUGGAAAGUAUACAACCCAGCUCAUCUUCUUGAUUUUUCUACGAAUCCUGCUUACAUCAAAACUAGCGAUUUGAGAUCUUUGUCCUUAUCCGACCAAGAAUCUAUUGAAUCGGUGGACUCGAAAUUCUAUUUUUUCGCUGAUAGCUUUGUCGGCAAUGGUUUCCCCAAUAUUAACAAUAUAUCAUUCGCUCAGCCAUCAUCCCCUCUCCUUACCCAAUUCCAUGAUGUACCUAAAGAAGAUUUUUGCACUAUUGAAGAUAGACCAGAAUGUUCUCGCCAAUUCUGCCAAUGUAUCAACAUGUACCGAAUCAAAUUGGGUAGCGUCGUCGAAUUUAUCCUAAUAGAUGAAGGCAAUAAUGGUAGAUACGAUAUACACUCUUUUCAUCUUCAUGGCCACACAUUUAGAGUAUUGGCUCAGGAGAAGGUAGGAAUUUCUACUACACUCGAGGAAAUAAAGCAAUUAGAUGUUUCGGGUUCUUUAAAACGCAAUCUUUACAAUCCAGUUUACAAAAACAUUCUGGCAGUACCUCAAGGAGGUUAUGGAAUUAUUCGAUUUGUCGCUGACAAUCCAGGGUUUUGGUUAUUACAUUGCCAUUUAUCGUUUCAUUUACUGGGAGGAAUGAAUGUCGUUUUGUGGGUUGGAGAAUUGAAUGAUAUUGUAGAGCCACCGCCCAACUUCCCUAGAUGCGGGUCAUAUACAGAUGAUUUUAAUUUAUAAAUAAUUCAUCCCAAAAUUUUUGUAAAAUUAUAUACUAUAUAAAUAUAUAUUAUUAAGAUUUUGAUAAAAUAAUAUCAUUUUAAUAUAUAAUGUGAUAUUCAUUGUUCAAUAUAGCAAUGCAAGUAAACCGAUCUCUUAAUUUUUUUUUUUUAAUUUAAUUUUUGUUCAGUUAAUUGGUUUGAAAUUUAUAUAUAUAUGUGCGUUAUAUUUUUAUAAUCGCCAAUUGUUCUUUAUAGGACCUUUGUUUUAAAUUC
Messenger RNA from Gordionus sp. m RMFG-2023, 2174 nucleotides. RefSeq lists its product as uncharacterized. NCBI's taxonomy places the organism in Eukaryota, Metazoa, Nematomorpha, Gordioida, Chordodea, Parachordodidae. Gene Ontology annotation, molecular function: copper ion binding; oxidoreductase activity. Bases 31 to 1920 code for a protein of 629 amino acids. The transcript has 10 exons. The record is from RefSeq and is a predicted model, not a curated record.